CUGCACAAAUCUAAUCGGCAUCGGCAUCGAACAAUGGCUGCAACCAACGUCGGCAUUCCGCAACUAAGAACCGAGCACGGAUGAGCCGGGCGAAUCUCUGUUCUCUUGUACUGCCUUAACAGCCUUAACUGCGAUAAGCGUUAACGGAGGACCACAGCUAUCACGAUGGAUGUAGGCGAAGUUCGUAUUGCAGAUGAUCGAGAUUUCGAGCGCUUGAAAGCACUGGCCGACAAGCACGACGGCUGGAAAGUCGAGUACAAGAAGAAAGAUACCACCGUGUGGACUAAAUCGACGCAGCAAACUGAAUUCAAGAUGAUAAAGCUGCACACCGUGUACAAGGAUGUCAGUCCGGCUUUACUGUUUGACGUUUUAAUGGAUCCACUGUAUCGGAAAAAGUGGGAUGUGUACGUGCUGGAAAGCUACGACAUCGGAUUCUUGAAUCCUAACAACGACGUUGGAUAUUACGCAGUUCGGUCUCCACCGCCUUUCAAAAACAGGGACUUCGUCCUCCAAAGAUCCUGGCUACAAACGGAGAAAGAAUGCCUCAUAAUAAACCAUUCAGUGUUUCACGAGUCUGCACCACCAAAGAAGGGUUUCGUACGAGCCGUUUCCUACUUGACCGGACUUAUUGUUCAGCCAGACGGAAGUUGUGGUUCUAAGCUGACCUACGUAACGCAGUGUGAUCCCAAAGGUUCACUCCCGGCAUGCUUUGUGAACAAGCUCACCCAAAUUUUUGCUCCAAAUAUGGCAAAGAAGUUGCGAAAGGCUUGCCUGGAAUACAAUGACUGGAAGAAAGCUCACCAGCCCAGCUACAAGCCUUGGCUCCACCCAGAACAGAUAAGCUUGCCAAGACUGGAUGUGUCACGCUGUGUGAGUACAGGGCAUCAGGAAUUGCAGGAGGACAUCCUGGAUGAAAGUCUCGUUGAAGAGCAAGAGAUUUGUGGCUUCGAGGACGAUGACAACAUGUAGUUGUGCUCAAGGGAGGCUGUGGAUUGGGUUUGGUACUGUUUACUGAGCAAUGGUCUGUGUCUAAUCAAGGGCUGUGCUUGUCUCCAGUUAUGCAGAAGUGAGCAGCAAACUGAUAGUGUAACACCAAAGCAAUACUGAAAGCUAUAGCCAACCUGGUUCCUGUUUAUGUAGUUCAGCUUUCUGAAAGCCAAGAAGCUGCUCAUGAAAAGUCACUGUUGACAUAAGCCAAAGAUAACAUUAGUCGGCCCUUUUGUGCGCACUUACUGAACGUGUUGGAACUCUUUCGGUGAAAACAUUAUUGUAUCGAAAUUACAUAGAUUCUGCCAUUCAGCAGAACGCUGAGUGGCAAAAAACUGUUUAUCCUAGAGGCUUGAGCUGCUUCUUGCCGGUGGGUCAAUUGUCAAGGCCAAGUUUGUUUGCUGCAAGGUGUGCUAUUGCAUAGUUUUGUCUUUUACCAGCACCGGUGAUGACAUCUAACCUACUUUCCGAAGUGAAUUUUAUUUUUCGUCCUUUUUUCUCUGUGCCUGCAGGCAAGGCCUAUGAAUGUUCAUAUUCCUUUCCGUCCGAAGCUACAGGUUAAGUGAUGUGUGAUCAGCCUAUUCACUAAAUCUGUAUGGUCAUUUCUCUAGAUCACAUCACUGCCAUUAACAUGGACACUAGCAUUAGCUGGGUAUGUUUGCAUUUUAAUGUCAGUAAUACUGUGGUAUUCUUAAGAUGCAUCUGCCAUUCUUGACAGGAAAGUAUACUGGGCCUGCAGCAUAAAAAAAAAAAUGCAUGCAAGAUUGGAGAUAAUUAUUUUUGUGUGACAAAAUUGCACCUUAAGGGGUGUAUUAUUUUUAUUAGUGUGGUGUUCCAUAGCAGAGCAGAGGUAGAAGUCUGCGUGAGUACAAAUUGGCUGCAAUAGAACAAGUUAGUCCAAUGAUAACAUCUCCACUGUCCAUGUUGACUGCAUUUCUUUAUUGAAUUGUAUAUAUAUAUUUUUUUUUGUUCUAAAGCCUCUGUUUGGCUACCCCUACUCUGCACUGCAAGGUUACUCUGAUGCAAAGCACGCCCUAGUAACUUGCAGGCUAUUCAAGAAAGCAUGCACGUUAAUUAAAUGACAUUUUAAAUAUGUGCAGCACAUUGCGAUACAAGGGAAUCCCAUGAUACACUGCAUUAUUCAGCAAGAGUCAUUAAAAACCAAAAGAUUGAUUACCUACAAGCAGAAGCUAAGGCAGGAAAAGAUUAAUUUUGCUCACACUUCAGCAGCAGACACUGAGUUCUGCGGAGACUCGCAAAGGGCAGGGAGGUUCAUGAAAGGGCAAAUUGUCAUCCACCUGACAGCAGCACGAAAUUACAAAAGAAACCCAUACGGGUUUCUUGGAAAGAAAGCUCCGUGUUGAGGAAAAAUUUGUACUGGUCUAAACUCGGAGGACAAAUUUUUCUUCGACUGCAAAGCUUUAUCAGAAACCCGUACGGGUUUCCUUUGUAAUUUCGUGCUACUGUCAGGUAGCUGAACAUUUGCUCUUUCAUGCAUUUAGUGUUUAAUUUAGUGCAAGUUUUUUGGUUUUUCUUAUCCACUUUGCUUGUUUGCAGUAACCAGGAAGCUGCUGUUGGUUUUGGCAAAAAUGAACAAGGCACCAUAGCUAAAGUGGGGUAGUGCAGUGACAUCACAAAUUGUCAGAGAGCAGCAGUAAAACGUGGUGCAUUGCUACUCAAUAAUGAUUCCGUACAUUGCAAAUCAGUUCUGUGGAAAUCUGCAAUUGGAGGAAGGUUUCAUGAGAGGGGGGCAAAAUUGUCAUCAAUCUGACAGUAGCACUGGCACUAAAAAGGAAUGCCUUUCUUUGUAGGUUGCUUUCAUUUCCUUUGCAGCGUCACACAACUGUCAACUAGAUGAUUUUUUUUUGCUUUUAUGACUCUUCUUAUAGUUUGUACACUUAGCCUGAAUUGUUGAAGCGCAGAGUAGACAUUUCCUGUCGAGAACAGCCAAGCAUGUGUUACAUGCAGGUAUGAGCUUACACAGAAUUAAAGCUAGAGUUGCUCUCGUCUUGGCGCUAGUACAGCUUUCAGUUUAUUAUCAGUUCAACAAGAAAUCUUGCUAUAAAUUUGGGAUAACAUUUUUUUAUUAGGCUUGACACUUGGAUGCAAUGCAUCUCUUGUGUCUUCCAUAGGUGUUUUGUAAGGGUGCCACUAUGAGCUUCAUGGUAAACAUUUGUUUGCCUCCUGGCAGUCCAUAGAAACAGUAAGAACUGCUAUGUACCUAGUACUAAUAAUGCAUUUUUUUAUGCUGUACUUUUUGUUUUGCCUUCUUAGUCAAGCUGGAGCCAAAGAAUUGAGUUUCUGUCAUCCAUCUGCUGCUUACUCUCAGAUGCUAACUUAUUCAAGUUAAAACCAAGCAAUCUAUUUUUUCAGAAGGGCUUGUUGCUGGACAAGUUUGUAUGGUUAAAUAUACAUUUUUUUUUUUGCAGUGCGAGAAACAGACACCACACAGAGUGUGUCUGUUGUAUUCUGUGCUUGGUGUCUGUUUUUCAUGCCAUAAUAAAAAAUGUAUAGUAAUCUGUUUUCUGUCAUUCAGUUUGCGUAGACUGUGAAGAUUCAGUUGGAACAUGCAAAACAAAACUGCAUGCACUACAGAUAUGAAUUGACCAUUCAGUUUCAGGUUGUGCUGAUUUUCAUGUGCACUUUUAUGUCCCUGUACGUUUUAAACCUUUUGCACCUUUACUUUUUAUAUAAGUUCUCUUUAUUAUAUUUAUUGCCACUUCUGAGAUUGAUAAAGUUCCUCUUGUCUCCUAACUUAUAACCUUGAUGCCAAACGCUUUGUUCAGCAAAAGCACAGUUUCUGAGCUUGUUUUAUGGAGAUAAGUUUCCUUACCCAUUAGUCUGGAAGCCCUUUGAAGUUCACAAAGAAAGGCUGAUAUUUUUUUAUAUAUAUGGAUACAGUCUUCAUUCUUUUGCAAGAGCUUUGAAGCCGCUGUUCAUGUUACCAGACCUCUUGUCAGGUUCUACACUUGGGCUCCUUCUUUGUGGUAUAAAGCCCAGAGGUUGAAAAAGACAGUGAUAGAGUUUCAAAGCAUCAGGCCUGCUACAGUAGCUUCACAGUAGGACCUCGUAACAGAUUUUGUUGCAUGCAAAGUGGCAUGGAAGCGCUUGGGAAAGCCUGUCUACUGUAAGUUAUGUUUCACAUAUCAAACCUUGGCAGACACGUCCCGAGACAUUAUAACUUUUGAUACGGUUUGUCCUGUAGUUAUUUGCACUGUUUGCUCUGCAUAAGACUGGUGUGUUGUUUAGUUCUGGUGACCUUUGACUUAAGUCGGGUGUAACACACGGCAGGUGCUUUUUGCAGCAUCAAGGCUCCAAGUUCCAAAGCGUGGGGUGCAAAUGAACUCUCCUCAUGAGAUGUGGCACUCCUGCUAUGGUGGUGGGAGAUAAUACCUCAUUCAUUCCCAUUGCAGUGUACUAACAUUCUUUCGCACUUUGGGCAUCCAGCGAGGUUUGAUUGCCAUUAACAUUUGGGGUAGUAAUCUUUGGUGCAUACAAAUGCCAAAACAAAAUAAUGGGACAUGGUACCAUGCUUCUUCAGCCAUAUUUGUAACAACAGAAAGCUGUGUAAGUUGGUAAAGAUUCAUGGUACGGAAAGGCAGGCAUGCUGUACAACCUUCAGAAAGACAUAUAGUGACUUCUAUUAAACUUCUCAUUAUGUCCGUGUUUUGCAUGCCUGCCACUUUGUACCCUGAAUUCAGCCAUGUUUGUUUUCUAUUGGAUUGAUCAUGUGUGUCACAUUUUUAAGGGUCUCUUCAGUACAUGAGGGCAGCAUAUGUCUUGCACCAAGCGAUUUGCAUAAGCUCUGCUAGCUCUCAGGAAAAAGAAUUGUUCUCUUGCUUUUCGUCUUUCACUGUACUGUACACACGGUAAUUGGUUGACUAUACAGUGGGGGGUCUGCAUGAAAAUUUACAGGGCUCAUAUGGAAAAUGUACAUGAAGAGAUGCACAUGGCUUUCACUGUCUGAGCCAUGUAGUCCUGGUGCUGAGGAAAAUAUUUUAAUACUCGGAAUGCAUGAAGGUUGUAUAGCUUUGACUUGAUGUGAAAGUGUACAGAUGGCCCAUUGAGCGAAAAGGCUGGCGGCAUUUUACCAGGCGAAACUUCCCAUUGGCUGUGAUGCCACGUAACGAGCGCAUUCCCAUUAGCUGCGACACUGGCUCGGGCUUGCUGGCUCUAGCCUCGACAAAGCAGAGCGGGCAAAAGGGUACACCUGCUGCCGUGGUAUUGCAUGAGGGGAGAGUUCAUUGACGCGACACCACGUCAUCCUCACUCUCGAAAGCCUGCAUUCUAACUGUGCCUCGGUAAGGCCAAAUCAAAACGCGCCAAGUGUCUCAACGCACUCGCUUGCCCAUGAGGACCACCACUGAGUGGCAUUCAAUUGGACAUUAAUGCUUUCGCAUUCACAACUCAUAAGAAGUGCUUGGGUGUCCUUGUAUUUUUGUGCACCUUUACUCUUGUUAGUUUAUUUUCGCUACUUUAGCCCUUCCUGGUCUGUUACAGGGGAACUGAGAAAAUUGAAUCGGGAAGGAAGCAUGUAUGGACAGUGAGCAAUUUGACAUCCAGUGUGUUGGAUUGUGAUUUUAUUUCCCUUUUCGUUGUCCUGUUCUCCACCUCGUCCAGUCGAGAGAGGCAGCGUUCGGAGUCCUUCAAUUGUGGAAGUAAUUUAGUAGUGCUAUCAAGGAACCGGUUCAGCAUGCAUUUUUCAAGAAACUAUCUGAGCGGUGUGGAGGAAAGUUGCAACAAGCUGGUCAUCUCUGAUGUUUGCAGUGCCUGGGUUGGCAGUGUGGCACAUGAACUUUCCCCUCUUACAUAGACCAUUUCAGUUUUUGUUCAGUCCAUGGGUACUGCCUUCUUGAAAGUGCUGGGCUCUUUUAAACGUCGGAGUCGAAAGGGCAUUUCUGAACUGUUUCAUAAAAAUAGUCUGACCUGAGUAAGAAGAAUAAGGGGGAUCGAGGGGCUCGAUUUUGGUCCACAUCUUUUGCCGUGGCUGUGGGUGGCACUGGCUAACACUCCCUCUUGCAGACAUAAAUAUCCAAGAACAUUGAAUGGAUAAUGACCACGGCAGUUUGCAUUUGGUGGCAUUACGUUGGUGUUAGUAUAAAAGUGGCCAACUUCAAAAUGUAUUCUUGCUUUGCUGUCAUUUCUUUGUUUUACACCAACAGAAGGAAGUAGCAUCUGCUGGCAGCAGCCAUGCUGCAGAUUUCUAGUGGACGCUUAAGUGACACAUUGUGGUUUACUUGACUUUGCUUUGUGUAUUUACUGCCCCUGCCUCUGAAAUUAGAGCUUAUACAGUGGUGCUAUGGCUGUUUGUCAGUCACCUUGCGAGCUGGGAUUUACUGUCUUUUAUUUUUUUUUUUUUUUGCACACAAACCUCGUAGCUUGCAGAUUUACAAUUUACCUUAAAAAUCCCUGUUAUAUGACAUAAGCAUGAAUGUACUACACUCUUUUUCCUAAUUCUAAAGCUAGCUUUUCUGCAAGGAAGUUUUCUAAGCUAAUGAUGGUGUAGACAGUUUUGCAGUCACUGCAUUGUUUGCAUUUUAUGAGAUGAAAAAUGUAGUUGCGAUCUUCAUGUUGAAACAGCAAGCCAUGGACAUGCACUGGCCGGCAUAAUUAGCAUGUUGCACUUUAACAAUGGGAGCUGUUGCUAUUAGGCAAAUGGGGUGCACUUGCGAAUUAGAAGGGUGUAUAUGCCAGCCAAUCUACCAGCAUGAUGGGAAGGAUAAAAGUAAUACUAAUAAUUAAAAAAUAAACAGUGUUACUGGCAUGUUGUAUUGCCAGGGACGUGUUACUUUUGGAACAUUAGUUUUUCUUGCACUCUGAGCACAUAAGUUAAUAGACAUAGCGAAUUGUGCUGUCCUUUGACUUUGGCCUGUCUAGUACUUCUCAUGGGUAGUUAUUGACAAAGGAAUUGACACUAAUUGGUACUGACUGAUGGUCUUUUGAAUUUGAAUGUAAUACGUGCAGCAGAUUUUGCUUAUCAUGAUCUCAAAAAGAAUGCUCAUAUUAUACGUGUGGCAUAUUAUGGUAAUGAGUCAUUUGGCAGCAGCUGUAUUAGUUGGACUGAUUUAAUGCACUGAAGUGUUAUUGUGUGCUGAAGAAGCCAUUCUGUAGCUCACUGUUCUGACAUUUCUUCGCCUAUAACUAUUUAAAACAUAAAAUUUUGUAUUAUGUUUGCUUUUACCAAAAUAUUAAAUAUUGUAGUGAGAAGAUGCCAAUGGUUUUUGCUGGCUGGAAUGUUCUUUAGCCAUCAACUGAACCAUUUGAAACAAAGGUGCCGUAGGUGCUCAUGGGUAAAACAAAGGAGCAGCUUGUUGGUCGGCAUGCCCCUUGAAAAACGCAGCAGGGCACUGUCAUAGUACUCUCUUAAAAGACAUUUAGACAAACUAUGUGUUUUAUAUUAUUUCACUUUUUUUUUUACUUCCUCUUUACAAUACUUUCGAUAUUAACUUUUUGGUGGUAGCACAGCAUGCAGUAUCUGGGUUGCUUAACUCUUUCUCUACCGAGAACUCCAGGCUAGUCGUUCAAAUACAUACCGCUCCUACUGAGGACUAGCUGGGCUCGUCCAUACUAAGGCCUGCAAACGCAAGUUCGGCUUCAUUGUGCCUAAGUUAGUUCAGGCAUAAGUUAUACGGGCGUUAAUCAAAGUGAUAGUAUGACUCUAUUUUAGUGCAAAGAACAUGCCUCAGCUAACCUUAAAGCUUUGCAGCUCUGCAGUGAAGUUUUGAUUAGUACUUUGGGUAAGCAAACUGUUUAUUUUUAAAGUAUUGUUUAAAGCCCUUUCCUGAAAUAAAAGACAUUCAGUAGUAUUUUUUUGGCUCUUUGCAUAUAUGUUUGAACCAAUAAAAAUUAUCUGGACAUUUGGAAUUGUGACAGAUGCGAUACAUUGAGAGGUGGGCUGAUGAUUAGUUCAGUGCGCAUUUAUUUCAGUGUCGUCGUUGGUGGUUCAGAACACAUUUCAUGCUACAAAUGCCCUCUGUUCAAUCGGGCGUUGUUGAAUACAAUUUGUAAAGUGUGUGAAUAACUGCCAGUGGGCUUUCACCUUACACAUUUCCCAGGAUGUGGCCCUUGUUAACAUAAACUGUUGUUGAAUUCCUGCUUGUUUAUGUUAUGAAAGAGCACUGUAAAGUUAUAUGUGCUUUUGGCUGUGGCCCUGUGGUACUAGAAGGUGCAAAUUUUACACAGCCAACAGCAACUGUUGUGCUUCUGACAGGUCUUAAUAGUAUAAGCAGGAAAAUAAAAAAUAUCUUAACAAUGUUGCUUCAUUUUGUCACUUUGUGCCUUUGAUACCCUGAUCAAUCUGUUAAAAAAUUGGUGUUAUGCAUGCAUGAGCUGGAAAAUAACAUUUGAUGCUGAAUGACAGAGGUGUGUGGACGUCUAGGGGUGUUAUUGUAUUGAGGAGUUUAGUAAUGGAGCGGUAUACAGUUGUGGAAGUUUAUGUGUACCAUACCUCCACAUUUUAUUUUCAGUGUAUAUGUGCAUUGGUUGUUAAGCAUCACAACUGUCUCUUGUGUUGUUUAUAGAUAGUUGCCUGUUGUUUCAUGCAUCACUUCUGUUUUGUGCAUGCACGACUAGGCGUUAAACAUAGCAGUAGUGAAAAUGAACAUGCUUGCGCUAGGAUUCACAUAGUCUUAAUGUGCAUUGCAUUAGGCAACACUAACAAACCUGGCAGUAUAUGUAGCUUUGUAUUUAGUCUUUUCCUAGCUUACAUGCCAAAGCUAUAUAGCUAAGUUGUUUUUUUGCACUUCUAUGUCUCUUGGCCAUAGGACACAGCUGCGCACAUUCUCUUCUAAGUCUAGUCUCUUGAUGUGUGGUUUUCUGCACUCUAGUGAGAACAGUGCAACAGAACCCUGUUACAGUGAAUUUUCGUGGACCUAGACAUGAUGUUCACCAUGCUCAAUUAUUGAGUGGCCCUUCUGCCGAGAGCAAGGUCACAGGAUUUGGUACCUGACUGUAGUUGCAUCUUGAGGCCAAAAAUGAAAAAUAAGUGCUUAAUAUCAGUGCUAGGUGAAGUUCAUAUAGAUUGACAGAAACUUGGUUUAUAGAUACGUGAUUAUCGAAUAGACAGGCCAUUUCUGCUUUCUAGUAGCUGUCAUAUAAUGGAAGGUGUGAAUAGAGAGUGGAGUUCAGUUCGUAUGUUAAAGGCAAACUGCAACAGAAUUUCACUUUGUAUAAAUUGGUUAUAAAUGAUAAUUCUGAUACUAAAAGCAAUCUUGGCAACCUGUAGGUCAGGUGGUUAGCAGAAAUGACUCAACCUCUGAGAUCAGCGUGCUAUGGAUGCUGGUUAAUCUUGGAAGUCAUGCCCUGGUGCCCUGCUGAUUCUCUAAGUCCCAUUAUUUUUUACAAAUGGCAGCGUUUUUGUCUUGAGUUUCAUAAUAAGAAAUGUUCAAUUUUGCAAAGUUUUCAUGAUGUAGCCACUUGUAUAUUAAAUGCAAAAUUUUGUGAGGCUGUCUCAUAUUGAUAUCUGAAACUCAGCAUUUUAGGUUGUGCACACAGCGCAGGCCUUUACAGCGCGUAUACAAUACAAAUUAAGCAUUUUGCCUUGAUGCAAGCCUUUCUUGCCAAAAAUAAAAUAAAAAAAAUAUUGCAGUUGGUUUUAAGCACAAGAAUAUGAAGACACUUGACAAGCCUUUUUCAUUGAAUAUCUGAAAAAAAGUUUUGGCUUAGUUACCCUUACAUUUCUGGUUGGACCAUACAUAAGUACUCUUAAAGGACAAUUUUCUCUACCUCAUAUUUCUUUCUUCAUACUGUCAGUACAUGUAAAGUGCUUGUCCAAAUUGGCAUGCACUUGAACAAUAUGUGCAGGUUCCCUGUAACAGAGUUCUACUGUGCUAUGCAAAGCUGCAGUCGGCACUCCUUUGUGCUCAUUGCGUGUGUUGUCCCAAGUGUUUUGUACUUAUCACUUGGCCAUAUUUCCUUAGCCUAGGACACAAUCUUAUGGGCUUCCACUUAGCCACUUGCAGCUUGUUUACGCAACAUAAAGUUAUAGCAGUUUCCAUGCAUUGUGUGUGCUUCUGUACAGCACAUGCUCACUGUCAAUGCAACAUUUUGCGGACAUUCCUUCAAGUGUCUGUGAUGAUAGUUGGGUAGCACAUCAUCCGACAGCCUCAAUUUUGAGACCUGCAUUGUGCAGCCAUCUUUACGUACUUGUUCCUUGACACAAUUAUAAAGUGUUUAAUUUAUCUCUGUGUACUGUAAUAUGAUGCAAAUAAAAAGAUCACCCUGCCAAA
Messenger RNA from Dermacentor silvarum, 10214 nucleotides. Its product is annotated as START domain-containing protein 10-like. The record is from RefSeq and is a predicted model, not a curated record. The transcript has 6 exons. NCBI's taxonomy places the organism in Eukaryota, Metazoa, Arthropoda, Arachnida, Ixodida, Ixodidae. Bases 166 to 969 code for a protein of 267 amino acids. Gene Ontology annotation, molecular function: lipid binding.